Temnothorax curvispinosus is the source of this 1092-nucleotide messenger RNA. RefSeq names its product protein ANTAGONIST OF LIKE HETEROCHROMATIN PROTEIN 1-like. The transcript has 2 exons. The coding region runs from base 185 to 589 and encodes 134 amino acids. The record is from RefSeq and is a predicted model, not a curated record. Lineage: Eukaryota; Metazoa; Arthropoda; Insecta; Hymenoptera; Formicidae.
CAUGUUAUGCUAUUAGCAUUAAUACUAAUAAUUAGGAAGAAAAGAAAAGUAUAUCAUAAGGAAUGGGCAAAUCGACGAUGGUUGGUGCAUCCGAUUAAUACUCGUCGUAAUACGUUAGGUUAUUACUGCACUUUUGGUUCAAAAAUUAAAAAAUCAUCCUGAUAAGUUCUUUAACUAUACAAGAAUGUCAUUGGGAGUAUUUAAUAAAUUAGUAAAUAAAGUAACGCCACUUUUGGAAAAAAUUAGCAAUCAAGAAACAAUUUCGCCUGAACAUCGUUUAAUCAUAACAUUAAGAUAUCUGAGUACAGGAGAUGAGAUUUCAUCGAUUGCUUUACAGUUUCGUGUAAGUAAAUCAACAGUUCAUAACAUAAUUGGAAAAACUACAACUGCAAUAGCACACAUAUUAAUACCUGAAUAUGUAAAGUCACCAAAUGAAGCACAAUGGAAAGAAAUAAGUAAAGGCUUCUAUGAAGAUUGGAAUAUGCCUAACUGCGUGGGAGCCGUUGACGGCAAACAUGUUCAAAUACAGGCUCCACCAAACAGUGGUUCCAUGUGUUUUAACUAUAAAAAUCUUUUAGUACAGUUUUAAUGGCAGCCUGUGAUCAUGAAUAUAAAUUCACAUUAGUUGACAUUGGCGCAUAUGGAAGCGAGAGUGAUGGGGGAAUCUUCUCAAGAUCAUCUUUUGGACAAGCAAUAGAGGAAGAAGCAUUAAAUUUACCUAAAAUUAAGUUUGCCUUCCCAAAUCAAACAUAAAAAGUCAUUAUUUUUUCGUAGGAGAUGAAGCAUUUAAAAUAUCUUGUCGUAUGAUGAGACCUUAUCCUGGCAAAAAUAUUACAGUUCAACAAAGAAUAUUUAAUAAUAGAUUAUCACGAGCUAGACGAGUAAUAGAAAAUGCUUUUGGCAUUUUAGUUUCGCGCUGGCGAAUAUUUAAAAAAUGAAUAAAUAAGAAUCUUAAUAACGUUGACAAAAUAAUUGCAGCAUGCGUAGCUUUUCAUAAUUGUAUAAUGGUAGAGGAAAAAAUGAGGAAAGAAAUGGAAGACAAUAUUUACGCAGACAAUUUAUUGAUGCCGAAAAUAAUGAAGUUUUUGAAGU